Cavia porcellus (domestic guinea pig) is the source of this 1510-nucleotide messenger RNA. RefSeq names its product dual specificity phosphatase 26 (gene Dusp26). The transcript has 4 exons. The coding region runs from base 270 to 905 and encodes 211 amino acids. Gene Ontology annotation, biological process: protein dephosphorylation; negative regulation of MAPK cascade. Gene Ontology annotation, cellular component: cytoplasm. The record is from RefSeq and is a predicted model, not a curated record. Gene Ontology annotation, molecular function: MAP kinase phosphatase activity; protein tyrosine/serine/threonine phosphatase activity. NCBI's taxonomy places the organism in Eukaryota, Metazoa, Chordata, Mammalia, Rodentia, Caviidae.
GCGGGAGCCCACGCUGCGCUCGGCCCCCACCCGCUCCCUGCGGCCGGCGGCCCUGCGUGUCGCCCGCGCUGCGGAACCCUCGCCUCGACGCGGCUGUCUCGGCAUAGCAUCGGCUGCGAGGCCGCCGGCCAGGGGCGAAAGCAUGGGCGCGGGGCUCCGCGCGCCCGCCAGCGGCCUCGGGGACGCCUGAGCCGCCAGCGGCUACCUGGUGCCCAACCCCAUCAUCACUACAGCCCCCAGCAGCUGCCCUGGCUCCCCCUGCUUCUACGAUGUGCCCAGGGAACUGGCUCUGGGCCUCCAUGACGUUCAUGGCCCGCUUCUCCAGAAGUGGCUCAAGGUCCCCUGUUCGCACCAGAGGGAGCCUGGAGGAGAUGCCUCCUGUGCAGCAUCCCUUCCUCAAUGUCUUCGAGUUGGAGCGGCUCCUGUACACAGGCAAGACAGCCUGUAACCAUGCUGACGAAGUCUGGCCAGGCCUCUACCUUGGAGACCAGGACAUGGCCAACAACCGCAGGGAGCUGCGCCGCCUGGGCAUCACCCAUGUCCUCAACGCCUCGCACAGCAGGUGGCGGGGCAUCCCGGAGGCCUACGAGGGGCUGGGGAUCCGAUACCUGGGUGUGGAGGCCCACGACUCCCCAGCCUUUGACAUGAGCAUCCACUUCCAGACGGCCGCCGACUUCAUCCACCGUGCACUGAGCCAGCCAGGAGGUAAGAUCCUGGUGCACUGCGCGGUGGGAGUGAGCCGAUCUGCCACCCUGGUGCUCGCCUACCUCAUGCUGUACCACCGCUUCACCCUCGUGGAGGCCAUCAAGAAAGUCAAGGACCACCGAGGCAUCAUCCCCAACCGGGGCUUCUUGAGGCAGCUCCUGGCCCUGGACCGCAGGCUGCGGCAGGGUCUGGAGGCGUGAGCGGAGGGCAUGGGAGGUCAGGCCAGGCCCGGGAGGGUCCCUGGCUUCACCUGGAGACAAGAGGCCCAGGUGGCAGGUAGCAGAAAGCCCAAUAGCCCGUCCUCUCCCUGGGCCAGGCCCCAGACUGCUGCUGCCCUUUGCGAGAGGGUUGGGAGGCCAAGCUGGCCAGUGGGGUGAGCAGGUGCCAGGGCGCUGAGCAGGAAGGAGGCAGCCAGGCUGUUGGCAGAAGGAUAUUUCCAGGGACGCGUGGUCCCAUCCCCUCUUUGUGUCCAGGUGUUCUCCUCUUUCCCUUGUAAAAACCAAAGGGCCAUCCCUGGCCUGUGCCCAUGCAGGGAGUCACAGGGGGGCAGCACCAAUGCAGUGGUGUGGGGCUAAUGCAGACCGUAGUGUAGAGACAGACAGCCUGGUGAUGUGAAAAGCCAUGAAACCAGAGGGAGAGCCCCCGGGCUCAUCCCAGCAAGCACAGGAAGAGCAGGUGUGUGAGGACAGCACAGCACCCGUGGGUGCUGCUGGUGGCCAAAGCAAGCCCAGAGGUGCGUGACUGGAAGGCUUUGUUGGCACUGGAUCCAGGUGUCUGGACAAAAAAUAAAGAUGCUGGCAAAGAA